AGUUUGCCAUUGACAGGCAGGUGAAGGAACCAAUCGGGAUCCAAAACGGCGGGGCCGGGGCGGGCGCGGGGAGGUGCGGGCGGAAGCGGAAGCGGCGGCGGCGGCGGGGGAAGAUGGCGGCGCGGCGGGGCCCGGGGCCGGUGGCGGUGCUGGCGCUGCUGGCGCUGCUUGGCCCGGGGUGGCCCCUCCGUGGGGCCCGAGCCGCGCUCAACCUGCAGGAGCUCAGCGAGCUCAAGUACGGCCUCGAGAUCCUGGCCGAGCCCGUGCUGGCCGGGCAGCACCAGGCCGGGGAUGUGGUGACAGUGGCCUCGAGGUUCAAGCAGCGCUACGAGUGCCGCCUGCCCCCCGCGGCCGUGGGACCCCCCCCCGGCCCCCCCCGGGACCCCCGGCUCUACAACGGCUCCGGCGUGGCCGAGCUGCUGCGACCCAUGGGGACAGCGCCCUGUCUGCUCAAGACCAAGGACUGGUGGACGUACGAGUUCUGCUACGGGAGACACAUCCAGCAGUACCACCUGGAAGAGUCUGAGAUCAAGGGUGACAUCCUCGUCCUCGGCUAUUACCAGUCCGCCUUUGACUGGGACGACGAGACAGCCAAGGCCUCCAAGCAGCACCAGCUGAGGCGGUACCACAGCCAGAGCUACGUGAACGGCUCCCGCUGCGACCUCACCGGCGCGCGCGAGGCCGAGGUUCGGUUCCUGUGCGAGGAGGGUGCCGGGGAUUACAUCGCCCGCGUGGACGAGCCACAGUCGUGCUCGUACGUGCUGACGGUGCACACCACGCGCAUCUGCCACCACCCGUUCCUGCGGCCGGCCCCGGGGCUGGCCCCGCAGCCCAUCCGCUGCCAGCCCGCCCUGUCCCCUGCCCAGUACGUGCAGUACGUGCGUGCCCAAGUCUCUGACACCAAGCGGAAGGUGGAGGAGAUCUCGGAGGAGCUGCGGACGCUGGACACGCGGCUGUGGAGUGACAGGGACAGCGAGCCCCCCUCCCAGACCCCUGAGGGCAGCCAGGCUGGGAACCAGCCAGACCCAGCCAAGGAUGUGACAGUGGGGACCAGGAGGCCACAGCCACAGCCGGUGACCAGCGGGACAGCACCAGGAGUCCUGCUCCAUCCUCUGUCUCCUCCCUGCAGGAGCCAUCCCCGAGGGCAGCUGGUGGCCGGGCAGCUGCCCCCUGUUCUGGGUUCCCUCGUAGAUCCACGGAAAGAAGAAUCCACUUCAAGGUGAUCCGGAGCCCUGGGGACUUGCUGCAGUUCAUCGAGGAGCUGAAGGAGACCACCAGGAAGGCCAAGAAGAAGGCGAGUGAGGAGGAGGAGGCAGCAGCAAAAUCUCCCCCAGCCCCACCUGGCCCCGCAGAGCCCCCCAGCCCCGAGGCACCGCCUGACCCCGAGGCCUCCCCCACGGGGAGGAGGAGGAAGACAGGAGGAGGAGGAGGAUGAGGAUGAGGAGGAGGAGGCAGGGCCACUGCUGGCGGGGCUGGAGCUGCUGCCACGGGAGCAGGUGGCGAGGCUGAAGGAGGAGGUGAAGAGUCAGAUGGAGCAGGAGUUCGACAGCAUCAUCAGCGAGGUAGAGGAUGAGUUGGAGACCGAGGGCUGAAGGGGGAGUUUGACCGGAGCCGCGCAACGCGAACCCUCGCGUCCACCCUGACGCGGCUGAUGGACCGGCUGGACAGGGCUGACCCCCAGCACGAGCUCCCGAGCCCGCCGCGACCCUCCCGGGGCCCCCCCCGCUCCCGGGGGGCACAGGGAGGAGGAGGAGGAGGAGGAGGAGGAGGAGGAGGAGGGGGAGCCGCGAGGAAGGGCAGCCCCAGGCUCCCCAAGGACGGGCGGGUGCGGGUGCGGAUGAGCAGGGUCGGGAACCACGAGGAGCCUUCCCAGGGCAAGCAGGAGCCUCUCCAGGAGGGUCAGGAGCCCCCCGGGAACAGCAGAGCCCCCGCAGCUGCCGCAGGUGGAGAACGAGGUGCGGGAGCUGCUGGCCAAGGAAGGGCUGCGGGCUGAAGGGAAGAUCGAGAUCAAGAUCGUGACGGCGUCGUCGGGGGGCGAGGAGGAGGAGGCGGCGCAGUGGCUGUCGGAGGAAGAUUCCCGGAGCCUGAAGGAGAUUUCUCCUCAGCAUCUGGUGCAGGGCACAGAGGAGGCGCAGAAGGAGCGGCGGCGGCAGCAGGCACUGGAGGACAAUUAUCGCUUCGUGUGGGGGGCAGCGAGGAGCCCCCUCCCCCCGCUGACUCUGAGGACCAAGACUUCUGAUCCCCCAAAUUCUGAUCCCUUAAAUCUUGAAUGUCCCCCCCGAA
This is a messenger RNA of Poecile atricapillus (Black-capped chickadee), 2283 nucleotides long. It is a transcript of the gene OS9, whose product is annotated as OS9 endoplasmic reticulum lectin. NCBI's taxonomy places the organism in Eukaryota, Metazoa, Chordata, Aves, Passeriformes, Paridae. Gene Ontology annotation, cellular component: endoplasmic reticulum lumen. The record is from RefSeq and is a predicted model, not a curated record. Gene Ontology annotation, biological process: endoplasmic reticulum unfolded protein response; retrograde protein transport, ER to cytosol.